UUCCAGAACUCUCUCCCCCCGUCCGUCCCUCCUCCUUAUCUCCAGCCCGGACGACCCCGCCGCCGCUCCGUCCGACCUAGGGUUCUGCGCCGCCGCCCGGCUCCCGAGGAGAUGCCUCGUUACGAUGAUCGUUAUGGAAACGCACGCUUGUAUGUUGGUAGAUUGUCCUCCCGUACUCGUUCGCGCGACCUAGAAUAUCUUUUCAGCAAAUAUGGAAGAAUACGGGAAGUGGAAUUGAAGCGCGACUAUGCAUUCAUUGAAUUCAGUGAUUCUCGUGAUGCUGAUGAAGCCCGGUACAAUCUAGAUGGCAGGGAUGUUGAUGGGAGCCGCAUUAUUGUUGAGUUUGCUAAAGGGGUUCCACGUGGUUCUGGUGGUUCACGAGAGCGUGAAUAUGUGGGGAGAGGGCCUCCUCCAGGAACAGGCCGUUGUUUCAACUGUGGUAUAGAUGGUCAUUGGGCCAGGGAUUGCAAGGCUGGUGACUGGAAGAACAAAUGCUACCGCUGUGGAGAAAGAGGCCAUAUAGAGAGAAAUUGCCAGAAUAGCCCGAGGAGUCUCAGGCGUGAGAGAAGCUAUUCACGGUCCCCAUCUCCACGUCGUGGACGGGCCCGCAGUCGGAGCUACAGCAGAAGCCGUAGUUACAGCCGAUCUAGGUCCAGAUCUUACUCAGAGUCUCCGAGAGGGCGCCGCACAGAGCGUGAUGAGAGGAGAUCGAGGAGCAUUAGCUACAGCAGGAGCCCCAGGCGAUCACUCUCCCCAGAAGCUAAGGAAAUGGACCGUAGCCCCACACCUGAUCGCAGUCGGAGCCCCAGGCGAUCCAUCUCCCCUGUAGCAAAGGAUAAUGGUGACAGCCCUCGGGGCAGGAGGACAAGCAGGAGCCCUUCUGAUGGCUACCGUAGCCCUGUGGCCAAUGGGCGCAGCCCUAGAAGCCCUGCUAACAAUGGCAGUCCCAGUCCUGCCAGGGACAACAAGGGCAGUCCAAGCCCGAGGGGCAACAACGGUAGCCCUAGUCCUAAGGGCAAUGGUAAUGGUGGCAGCCCAAGUCCAAGAGGCAAUGGCGACGGUGAUGGCCUUCGCGGCUCAGGCUCACCCAGAGGAAGAAGCGCGUCUCCCUGAAACAUGGAACCAUUUUCCAGUUUCUCGUCGCUACAUGUGGCUGUGACAUAUUUAAAGUUUUAAGAUGUUUUGCAGUGAAUUUCCUAUCUGUUUCCUAAACCUGGUAUUUUGUUGCUCGAUGCCUUGGGGGGGAUUUGCUACUCUUGUUAUGUUGUGUGUAAUGGAUUGGAUUGAUAGUACUGUUAUUUAUUUAGCAUAAGAAUAUAUGGUAUCAGUCUGUGAUA
Molecule: messenger RNA, 1337 nt
Organism: Hordeum vulgare subsp. vulgare (domesticated barley)
Lineage: Eukaryota; Viridiplantae; Streptophyta; Magnoliopsida; Poales; Poaceae
Product: serine/arginine-rich splicing factor RS2Z33-like
Exons: 7
Coding region: 112-1113 (333 amino acids)
Biological process (GO): mRNA splicing, via spliceosome
Cellular component (GO): nuclear speck
Molecular function (GO): zinc ion binding; mRNA binding
Source: RefSeq, a predicted model, not a curated record